This is a messenger RNA of Triticum turgidum subsp. durum (durum wheat), 2493 nucleotides long. The record is from the annotation of a GenBank genome assembly. Lineage: Eukaryota; Viridiplantae; Streptophyta; Magnoliopsida; Poales; Poaceae.
AUGCUAAAUAUGGCCAAGGAGUCGGCGGCGCGGGUGCUGGCGGCGGAGCGGAGCGUGGCCGUGCUGACUGGAGGGAUUGCGGCGGCCAAGGAGGAUGGCGUCGCGGCUCUCGUCCGGCUGAAGAAUAUCAUGAAGGACAGGAUGAAGCAGGUGGAAUUGCAAUCUUUGGCACAUGUUAGAAAGAUCAGUGAACUUCAGGAGCAAUUACAUGAUGCUCGAAAUACUGUGGCAUCCCUUCAAGUUGAGCUGCAGAGAGCAAAUACCGAAUUGGAGGAGACACGGAAAACUUUAGCAGAGGAAAGAAUGAAUAUCCUUCCAACCUGUGGUAAGAUUGGUUCAAAUAAAAGCAAGAUCUCUCGUUCUAAGGUGCAUCUCCAAAAUAGAAGUUUGUCAUCAAAGGACAAAAAUACCGUUUGCCGCGUUUCCAGUGACGCCAAGGAAAAUGGAGCUGUUGUAAACAUGGAAAACCUGUAUCAUCGUGGUACUGAUAUGUCAUCAUUUAUAGCAAGAAAUAAGAAACGUGAGUUGUAUCGUAAUGGGUGUACACAGCGCAUUCGCGCUCUUAAACAGCGGGAUCCUGCUGCAGACUCCUCUAAACAAAGCAGCAAGGAGGCUAGUGCGUCGAAUAACCAUUCAAAGACUGGAAAGAGCGAUAGUGUUAGGAGCACUAGACAGACGAGAUCCACCAUCGAACAGAUACUUCAAACAAAGUUUCUGGCGAACUGCAAGCGCAAGAGAGGUCAACGAAGCAGGCCUGGUUAUAAGCAUGAUAGUUCUGAUGUGCAUGUUAAAACAGAAGAUAAAUCAUCUGGCACCUCUGAUGAAAACGGGUGUUUGCUGCUUCUUCAGGCACUCGAACAUGAUCUUUCACCUCCAGAUUUGUUUUCCGGACAUAGUGGUGAGGGGUUAACUGAUUUGAAGGACGAUUUGUUGAUGGGUGGGAAGGUUGCUGACUUCAAUUCUUGCAUGGCCUCCCCUGGCCCAAUAGAUGCACAUGCAAUCAGCAACAUGCGAGCGACAAGGAGAAAAAGAUCUAAGAUGGUUAGGGUUUUUGAAGCUGGUUGUUCUGAGUCCAAAAGUGUUCCAGGUAACAAUCUGCUAAGAUCAACCAAUGAGGAUACCAUUUUUGAGAAUGGGCAGAGCUCUGAAAGGAUAGAUGAUCACUCUGAUACAUCUGCCAUAAAUAAUGCUUCCGUUUUAAGUGAUGUGACUAAAAUUCUGAUUCAUUCGAGUGGUGCCAAUAAUGAUCAAUUUCAGUCUGGGGGCAGCUCCCCACUAGUAUUUCAGUCAACCAAAAGUCAAGUUGAUGGUGAAGGUGAAUUACGAGCGAAGCAUCCUGACUGCAGAACACCGGAGAAUAAUUCAGCAAAAAGGAAAGAAGUUAAAGUGGAUGAAAGUUGCAAUUUAACUUCAGACAGAGCUGAUCAUUUAAUCAUCAGCUCCUUGGAGAAAGAACAAAACGCGAAAGCAGCAUCCGGUGUUUCCAUGCAACCUGAAGGUGUGAGAUGUAUCAAAUACACAUUCAAUCGCAGGAAACGGAAGAAUGUGUCUUUGAACAGCAGCAGUCUGGUUAGUCUAGCUGACAAACAAGAGUCUCAGGCAAAGCCUGAGACACAAAAUCACUUCGUAGAAUCACCUAAAGGCGACAACCAACUAGCCCAUGUUGCCCAACAGGUGAUUAUUUUUGAAUUAUUAUGUGGGGUCAUCGGAAACUCGAUCGGGAAAGGAUUGCUUUCUGGAGCAAAAAAGCGGUUCUCCGAAGUUGAAAGCAGCCUCUAUUCCCGAGCCUUGGUGUACAAUCUCCGGGAUUACGUCGGCUCCGUGGACUCCAACCUCAUGGUGAACGAUGACGAGUGGAUGACCAUCGAUGCCACUCUCAUCCGCUGGUUCUACACCACCAUCUCGAAGGAUCUUUCCCACACGAUGGUCUCUGAUGAGGAUGAUGAUCAUGCCGUUUGGACGAAGCUCAACGGCCUCUUCACCGACAACAAGCUUCAGCGCAAGGUUUUCUUGCACAACGAGUUUUUUAGGUGUCAGCAGCAUGACUCGUCUAUUGACGACUUCUGCAUGCGCCUCAAGAAGCUCUCUGAUGAGCUCCGUGAUCUCGACGAGAAGGUUUCCACUGAGCUUCUUCUUAGUACUCUCCCCGCCGGCCUGAACGAGGAGUUCGGAAUGCUACCUCCAACCUCACCCUCAUCCCAACCUGACGUUCCCCAAGCUUCUCAACUUCUCCAGGAGUUGCUUUGUGAUGUUCACAAGGCCACGCUUGUGUACUGCGACAACAUCUCUGCCAACCCAGUUCAUCAUCGCCGCACGAAGCAUAUUGAGCUCGUUCACUUCGUUCGCGAGCAAGUGGCCCUUGGGCGCUUUCGGGUUCUCCACGUCCCGACGGCGCAACAGUUCGCUGAUGUGAUGACUAAGGGAUUUCCUACUCCCGUCUUUGAGGAGUUUAGGUCCAGUCUCCGCGUCUCCGGCGACGCUUCGACUGCAUAG